Molecule: messenger RNA, 1220 nt
Organism: Stegostoma tigrinum
Lineage: Eukaryota; Metazoa; Chordata; Chondrichthyes; Orectolobiformes; Stegostomatidae
Gene: haus7
Product: HAUS augmin-like complex, subunit 7
Exons: 10
Coding region: 56-1120 (354 amino acids)
Biological process (GO): spindle assembly; centrosome cycle
Cellular component (GO): HAUS complex
Molecular function (GO): microtubule minus-end binding
Source: RefSeq, a predicted model, not a curated record
GAAGACGCUUCAGGCCGGCCUGUGCGGGCGGCUCGUGUGGUGGCGGCUGUUUAAAAUGGCGGCGGGUUUGAGUGAAAAGCAGCUUGUAGCUCGAGUGCUGCAAAAGUUAUUGAAUCUGAAAUGUCCAUUUCUGGAAGGAAUCAACGUGAAUGAUUUGGAUGCAGUUGUUCAGUUGUUGUGUACGCCCAGUGUUGACAGACUUCAAAUUUUAGAAUGGUUAUGCAUCAGCUGCUAUCCACCACUUGAAAGAAAAUUUGUGGAAUUGCGUUUUCAUUCCAUGCAAGACUAUGGAACAGACCUUAUCAUAAAAAAAAUGACAUGGCUUGGUCAUAGCUUGGGGGUCUGCAGUGCUGAAGACGAUGAUCUGUUUUUGGGUCAGGAAAGCCCUUCUAGACAGUUGACAAUGAUGGAUAAAAUGUUGGGUGGCCUUCAGCAAUAUAAACAAAUUACUACAGUAUCAACAGAUUUAAAAUGUAUUGGUUCUGUACAUGCAUGGAAUUCUCAGUUACUCACAGAAGUUCGAAACGACCCCCAUCUUCGAUCACCUGCAAAACUGGAUUUCAAUCUCUCUCUUGAUGCACACAGACUUCUUAGAAGAGCUGAGGCCAAUUUUGAAUCACGAGGAAAAAAGAGAUGCUCACCACCUUCUACUGAUUCAGUGGAGAAAAUGUUGGUGAAGCUGUCUGAGGAAUUAAAGGAAACAAAUGGAUGUUUGGAAGAGAUGAAGAAAACACUUGUUUUUCUGGGUCCCGCUGAGAAUAAUGAUACCACCUUUCAAACCUUGAAGCUCACGCUUUCAGACUUCCAUCAGCUGAUGACUGUGUUUUCUCUGGCAUUUGAGCAUGAAUUUGGGAUGCACUGUAAUAAAGCACCACCUGAACUUUGCAACUUUGGAUCACUCUGCAAAGCUGUCCAUAAGCUUCUGACAUCUUGUGUUGAUGAGCUUGCAGCCUUGGCAGAGAUAAGUGACACAUGCAGGAAGUUGGAGACUGUUGUGAAUGGACUUCAACAAGAUGCGAUAAACUGGGAAGGUGGUGAAGUUGCUACACUGCCGGUACAGGUUAAAGAAAUGAAGAAGAAAUACACUGAAUUUCUGGAAGUCUUUCGGAGCCAUGCAUAACUAAGUUGUAAUACUCUAUGUACAUAAUAUGUUCUAUCACUGUUGACUCCUGCAAAGCUCUUCUCACCUAUUCUUUGAAAAUAAAACCCUUUAAAAUUCU